This is a messenger RNA of Salvelinus fontinalis (brook trout), 1397 nucleotides long. RefSeq names its product mdm2-binding protein-like. The record is from RefSeq and is a predicted model, not a curated record. The transcript has 13 exons. NCBI's taxonomy places the organism in Eukaryota, Metazoa, Chordata, Actinopteri, Salmoniformes, Salmonidae. Gene Ontology annotation, cellular component: kinetochore. The coding region runs from base 114 to 1397 and encodes 427 amino acids. Gene Ontology annotation, biological process: protein localization to kinetochore; regulation of protein ubiquitination; traversing start control point of mitotic cell cycle.
CUUCCGUUUCACCAGAGAGAGCGCGUGGAAAUGAAUUUGAUAACACGAAAAAAAGUCCACACAACUUUUUAUCUACAUUUAUACUGAACACUGAUGGUAGAGUUUUCAGAGGAAUGGAUCGGUACGUGCUAGUUGUUUCUUUUAACCAAGAAGAGGAUAAAUGCGCGAAGGCGUUGGAGGCUGCCAAACAGAUCUAUGAUAAACUGGGGAACAUCUCCAAUUGUACUUCAAAACGGAGGGUUUCUUUGUUUCCAGCCUGCUCUCUGAGUGGUGAUCCAGCCUCACAGAGGUGGUAUUUUGCUGUCCAGACAUGCCAUGGGACAUCUCAGUUCUGCAGUACAGAGUGGGAGGAGCUGGGUAGUUGUCAGAAGAACGAUGAGCAGGAGGAAAGCCCCAGCACUAUGGAGGCCUGUCUCGGUGCUCUGGAUGACCAGGAGGAGAAGACUGACCAGCCUGACCCACAGCAGACACAGUUGUAUGAAGAGGCAGCAGAGGGACUACACCUGUUAUCAGACAAGCUUCCCCCUCCAGGAAAAGCUCUGCUAGAUGUGAUAUUUCUGGGUUUUGCUGAAGAAGCUCCUAAACUGAAGGACUUCCUCCCUGUGAUUGGCUCGUUGAAACACAUGCAGACAUGGCACUCAGCCAAGAUGACCAUAGUGACUGAACACCAAGCUGGGUGGCAGACGCCAGCCUCCCACCUAUCAGCCAGAGUAGUAGAUUCCAGUAGCAUCAUGACCUGUAUUGAUGAGAGGGAGUUAUGGAGAGGAGGUGUUCUCAUCAGAGAGGAAAAGUUUGCCUCUGAGGUGAGGUUUGAAGGCUUCUCCCUCAGAGCCCAGGAUAGAGAGACAUGGUACAGCCUGCUGCCUUCUGAUCCAGGAUCCCAUAACAACUCUGACCACAAGCUACACUCAGAGGUGUUCCAUUACUUCCGGUCUGUUCUAGACCUGGUUCAGUUGGUGACCGUGUCAGAUAUUCCCAGCUUCCUCCGCUCCAGCACAGAGUUUCACCUAGAACUAUCGUCCAAAUCACUGAGAGAUAAACGGCUCCUUGAUCAGUUCAGAUCACUGUCUGGAAAGAUAGGGGCCCUGUUCUCUCUAUCCUGUACGGUCAGCUCCAUGGCUCUACCCCCUGCCUCUCAGCUCAGCUCCCAGAAGUGGAAGGACUUCAUGGCUAAGAGACCCAAGACCCUGCCUGUUCCAUAUGUGGAGGUGAAGGGUGAGAGCGGACACUACUUCCUGUUGGUUCAGGGGUCAGAGGGCGGAGGCUGCAAGGCCCGCAUGAUACACUCAGCCAAUCAGAUCAAUGGAGCCGCUGCCAUGGCAACCGUCAAUGGGCUUCUGAAAGAAAAUUCAGUGUCGUCUUCAGGCGGUGCCUUCUUCAGUCGCCACGGAAGUUGA